Molecule: messenger RNA, 1129 nt
Organism: Daldinia caldariorum
Lineage: Eukaryota; Fungi; Ascomycota; Sordariomycetes; Xylariales; Hypoxylaceae
Product: NAD(P)-binding protein
Exons: 2
Coding region: 1-855 (284 amino acids)
Molecular function (GO): oxidoreductase activity
Source: RefSeq, a predicted model, not a curated record
AUGACGCAUGAAGUUUCUAUAAUGAGCGGCAAAAUCGGUCGGUUCAACAAGCUCGCAGGCAAGCACGUCCUCGUCAUCGGCGGCAGCAGCGGAAUCGGGCGGGCCGUAGUUGAAGCCUCGAUCGAAGCCGGCGCAUCGCGCGUCACGCUGACGGGGUCGUCUGCCGAGUCCGCCGCGCGGGCCCUCGCCGAGGUGCAAUCCGCGUACCCGGGCGCGAGCGCGCGCGUCGCCGCUAUCCCCUGCGACUUGUCCCGGGACUCGGUGGAAGCGGACCUCGAAGCGCUGUUCGUCGAGGCCGAGAAAUCCCAGGCGGCAGCUACGGCGGCGGCUACUACUGCUAUCGACCACGUGGUCCUCACGGCCGCGGACCCGCUGCUGCUCGUCCCCGACCUGCAGGACCUCUCGCUCGCGCAGAUCCGGCGCGCCGCGCGCUUCCGCAUGGAAGUGCCCCUGCUCCUGGGCAAAGUAGCGGCGCGGCACCUCGCGCGCAGCAGCAGCAGCGAGUGCAGCCUCACGCUGACGACGGGGGGGAUCGCGGACCAGCCCAGCGCGGGGUGGAGCGUGAUGGCGUACCUGGCGGCGGGGAUAACGGGGCUGACGCGGAACCUGGCGCUGGACCUGAAGCCCGUGCGGGUGAACGCGGUGGAGCCCGGGUUCGUGGACACGGGGCUGUGGGCCGCGACCGAGUUCACGGCCGAGCAGGCGGCGGCGCAGGUGAGGCAGGUGGCGGAACGGAUGCCGACGGGGAGGGCGGCGGAGGUGGAGGAUGUGGCGGAGGCGUAUGUGUAUCUUAUGAAGGAUAGGAAUGCGACGGGGGAGAUUGUGAAGACGAGGAGCGGUGCGAAUUUGAUUUAGGGGGUUGUCUAGGGGGAAGUUAUGUAUUCCUUUUAUUAUUGCGACUAGUUGUUGCCUAUUAGAUAGAGGGUUAGUUCUACCUACCUAAGUUAUACAUUCGUUAAGUCUUUCUCCAAUCCCUUUCUCUACUACCAUUGAGCUUGGGAAUAUUUUCUUCUAUACGCUGAAAAGUCCAAAUGAUAGAAAGAGAUAGAGGUUUAUCCUCUUAUGUUAACUUCUUGCAGUGAAAAAAAUGAGUAACCCAGUCCUCUUGCUGUAGUUGGAAUUUAUUUAU